Molecule: messenger RNA, 2339 nt
Organism: Pollicipes pollicipes
Lineage: Eukaryota; Metazoa; Arthropoda; Thecostraca; Pollicipedomorpha; Pollicipedidae
Product: MOB kinase activator 1B
Exons: 6
Coding region: 383-1192 (269 amino acids)
Source: RefSeq, a predicted model, not a curated record
GAGAAUGAGGACAACAAACUGCAGCGGGAGCAAGUUGCGUACCGUUCUGUGGAUGGGUGUCGCGCUAACCCCGCGAGAAUAGGGGAUUACCCUGCCUUGUGAGAGGGAAUUUCCAUUGUGGCCUUAUUCAAGCACUUUUCCAACAGUUCAAGCUAGUCGCCGAAUUGAUUGUUGACGUCUGAGAGAGUCGACUUCUGAAAGUAACGAAUCUUUAGAGGGCCAACACUUUCGGCGUCUUUGUUGGCUGGACAAUAGGAUCAGCUCCGACCUUCCAUUAUCAUUCUGGGCUUCAGGUUGGGGCUGUAGCGUUGAGCAGUGUUGUGGAUAUUACAAGAUUUGGGGUCUGGCCAGCGCUUGGCAACAGAGACAUCCACGCAUCAUCAUGAGUUUCUUUUUCGGGGGCCGCUCGAACAAGACGUUCAAGCCGAAGAAGAACAUCGCCGAGGGCACGCACCAGUACGACCUGAUGAAGCACGCGGCGGCCACGCUCGGCUCGGGCAACCUGCGCCUGGCCGUGCAGCUGCCCGAGGGCGAGGACCUCAACGAGUGGGUGGCCGUCAACACGGUGGACUUCUUCAACCAGAUCAACAUGCUGUACGGCACCAUCACCGAGUUCUGCACGGAGGAGACGUGUCCUGUCAUGUCAGCAGGUCCAAAGUAUGAGUACCACUGGGCGGACGGCCAGACCGUAAAGAAGCCCAUCAAGUGCUCGGCACCCAAGUACAUCGACUACCUGAUGACGUGGGCCCAGGAUCAGCUGGACGACGAGACCACCUUCCCCAGCAAGAUAGGCGUGCCGUUUCCCAAGAACUUCUCGCAGAUCGCCAAGACGAUUUUGAAGCGAUUGUUCCGCGUAUACGCCCACAUCUACCACCAGCACUUCCACGAGGUGGUGAAGCUGCGCGAGGAGGCGCACCUCAACACCAGCUUCAAGCACUUCAUCUUCUUCGUGCAGUGGUUCAACCUGAUCGACCGGCGAGAGCUGGCUCCGCUUCAGGAGCUCAUCGACCGACUGACCGCCAAGGAACAGCAGCAGCAACAGCAACAACAGCAGCAACAGCAGCAACAGCAGCAACAGCAGCAGCAGCAGCAACAGCAGCAACAACAGCUGGCCGCCAGCAACGGGGGUGGGCUCCCUGUGAGCCCCGGCUUCCCGCCGCCGGCCGCGCCGGCCGGCCCCGACGCCCGGUGAGCUGCCCGGUGCGCUCCGUGACGCUUCGUGGCGCUUCGUGACGCCUCGUGACGUGGCCGGGAGCCUGCUGUUACGGUGGUGGCGGCGCGCGCCGCCGCAAGUGAUCUAAUGCGGCCCUCCCAGCGGUGACGUCACUUGGUGUGACGUCACUCGGUGUGACGCGGCCCGCGCGCGCGGUGUCAUUCGGUUGUGACCUUCGUGAUGGUGUCGCCGUCGCGCGGCGCGCCGUUUUGGUGACGCGGGUGGUCAGUCGCGGUGUGACGCGCGUCACGUCGCCCGCGCGUGACGGGAAUAACGUCACGCCGUGUGACGCGGCGUAGCGUGAUAGAGCUGACGUUGCGAAGACCGGCCCGGCCGUCCGCACUCGCCGAACCGUGAUAUGCCGGGCCGGCGGGCCUGACCAGGCAUCAAAACUGGCUGUCUGAACGGAGUGUUUUGUGGCCGUGUUCAGCUCGCUCUGACGUUACAUCUGGGUGGGUCUCCGUUCGCCUGUUUUUACGCCGAGCGACGGGAGCUGUUCAGGACCUGGCCGGUGACCGGCUGACCUUUUGUGACCUUUUGUGAGCUGUGCUGUCGCCUCAUUGUGACCUUGGACGGGACUGUAAGCUCGCCGGGUCUAGCUUUAUUAUGAGAAAAGUGGCCGUGGUGGGCACGGUGUUGUAGUGGCGUUCAAAAGGCGCCUGUUGGGGUUUGUGUCAUGACGUUUUCCUACUGACGGGGGGGAACUAUUUCUGCAGGCAUUCUUUUGUGCAAUGCCGGGCAACGAUACGUGCUGCCAGAUACCCUUCGGUCUGUGCACGUGUUAUCGGACGGAAAAACGCUGUUGAGCGUUACAGCACACCAUGCCGCGCGUCCGUAUCGUUUUGGGCAGACACCUGGUAGUGCUGGCUCGUGGCUUCUGAAACUGUGGCCGGCGUCUCCGCGUUAAGAUGCGGCCCUGGGUUUGACUGUUUCUCUCUUGUACAGCCCAAGACACGGAGGAAGUAGAUAAUACAGGUUUUGCUAUGCACUUAAGCGGAAUUUUGAACAAGUUACUGGAAGGAAAACUGCGCGAACUCCAUCAAAGCUCUUUCCUGUGGUGUCGGCCGGCCCCUCAGGCCCCAACCAAUCCGCUUUAAUCUGACAUCUCGGACUACCGUGACGCAGA